Oryza brachyantha (malo sina) is the source of this 1560-nucleotide messenger RNA. RefSeq lists its product as uncharacterized. The record is from RefSeq and is a predicted model, not a curated record. Lineage: Eukaryota; Viridiplantae; Streptophyta; Magnoliopsida; Poales; Poaceae. The transcript has a single exon. The annotation marks the transcript as partial. Gene Ontology annotation, molecular function: protein binding.
GCCGUGGAGGAGGAGGAGGACUGGGGGGACCUCCCCGACACCAUCCUCCUCGGCAUCACGGCGUGCCUCCCCUGCCGCGCGGACCGCGUCCGCAUGGCCUGCGUCAACAGGCAGUGGCGUAACGCCGUGAGGGAGGAGCCUCGGCCCCCGCCGCUGCUGCCUCAGGUGCCGCCGCUGCCGCCCCAGCUGCCGUGGCUCAUCUUCCCCAACACCGAGGCGCCGUCCUUCUACAGCUGGAUCGGGAACAUGUGCCACUCCCUCCCGCUCCCGCCCGACGUCCGCGUCGCGCGCUUCUGCGGCUCCUCCGACGGCGGCUGGUUCGUCCUCGCGCUCGACGCGAGCCACCGCUACGCGCUCUACAACCUCAACUCCGGCCAGCGCGUCAACCUCCCCCCGGGGAUCGGGUUUCGUUCGGGCAGGGAAUUCCCCUUGGUCGCGCGCUUCGCCACCCUCUCCGCCUCGCCAUCCCCUCGGGUCUACAUGCUCGCCGCCAUCGUCCUCUUCAAGCAGCAGCUCCGCGUCGCGUUCUGGUUCCAGGGGAGCGAAUGCUGGUUCCCACCGAGGGGCCCGAGGCCGAGGCAGCCGCAGGACGUCAUCUACUACAACGGCGGCUUCUACCUCGUCACCGCCACCGAGGGCGUCGUCGUGUACUGGCCGGGGUACGGCAACCCGCACAACAACCAGAUGCUCAUGCGCCGCGUGGAGUACGACAUGCUGCAGCGUGCGGAUUACGUAAGGGACAUGACCCUCAUCCGAGGCUAUGGAUCGGUCACGCGCUACCUCGUGGAGUCCCGGGGGCAGCUGCUCAUGGUCGUGAGGUACGUCUACAACGAGGCCGGGACGGAGGCGCUCCGGGUGUUCAGGUUCCAGGUGAUGCCGCCGACGGCCACCUCCGUCGGCAUCAGCCGGCGACCUCGCGCCACCUGGGUAGACAUGCACUACCUGGAGGGGCGGAUGCUGUUCGUGGGGAGAGGCUGCUCCAGAUCGUUCGAGUCCGACCAGUUCCGCGGAUUCGAGGACGCCGUCAUCUACUUCCUCGACGAGGGCUUCGUCCCCGACAGGAGGGUGGCGGCGGAGAGGCGGCGCUACUUGUACGACGACAUGGGCAUUUACGACAUGGACAACAUGACCAGCACGGAGUGGCCUCCGGCGAAUCGCCGCCCCACGACGUCGGACAACGCUCCUGCCACUUGGUGGUUCCCCUGACCACCGCAACCAUGCGCUCUCCGGCCUGGUUACUCUUCAUCUUACUGCUUACGAUACUUAGCAUUGCUUUCGUUGCCCUAGUGUGGUGCAGCAGUGCUGACAUAGUCAUUUGAGAUGAUAACGCUAGUAGGAUAGGAUUGCAGGAGAGUCCUGUGCUUCGGUAGUCGAUGGUUUUCAGGUUUCAGUUCAUGUCCUGCAACCAAGGAUCGAUUUUGCUGUACUGAUCUUUUGCCAGGAAAUUGCUGUGCUGUUUGGUACACCACAUUCAGGUCUUCAUGUUCUCAUUUAUUCAGGUUUGUGUACGCUGCAACGCGUUGAUGAUAUCUGAACCGGGAAUGGGAUGAUGAUGUACAG